Molecule: messenger RNA, 4204 nt
Organism: Lagopus leucura (white-tailed ptarmigan)
Lineage: Eukaryota; Metazoa; Chordata; Aves; Galliformes; Phasianidae
Gene: RRAGD
Product: Ras related GTP binding D
Exons: 7
Coding region: 13-1713 (566 amino acids)
Biological process (GO): cellular response to starvation; cellular response to amino acid stimulus; regulation of autophagy
Cellular component (GO): nucleus; lysosome; Gtr1-Gtr2 GTPase complex
Molecular function (GO): GTPase activity; GTP binding
Source: RefSeq, a predicted model, not a curated record
GGGCUGCACGGAAUGAUGGCCAGAGGGUCAGCGCUUGAAGCAAUUCGAGAAAGCAAAAGCAGCGCCGGGAGCCCUGGCAAAGAGCUUUCAAACCCUAUAGAAAGCCUAACUGCAAUAAAAAAUGAUCAUUUUUUUCUGCAGCUGCCUGACGCCCCACAGCCACCGCGGCCCCGCGCACCCAGCGGCCCUCCCUUGCCAGAAGCCGCGCCGUCCCCACGGACGGCUCCAGGACCCCGCGCUGCGGCAGCCCUCAGACCGCCGCCUCCGGCUUCGCGGCGCCGAGCCCGGGCUCAGCUCGGGGCCGGUAUCGGCAGCGGCGGGGCUCGGCCUGCGCGUCAGGUGACGCGGGUCGCGGCGCCGCGCUCUCCGCCCAGCGGCGAGCGGGGGAAGGGAGCGGCGGCGGCGGCGCGGGGCCGUGUGGCGGCGGCGCGGCACCUGGGCUCCCCCCGAGGCCGCCGGCAGGCAGAGGGGCUCUCGCAGCCUCUCGCAGCCCCGGCGGGGAGCGCGGCCGGCAUGAGCCAGGUGCCGAGGAAGUUGCCCCAGGAGGAGGGGGACGAGGAGGAGGAAGAGGAGGAGGAGAUCGUGGGCUUGGCGGGCUACGCCGACGGGGCCGAGUCCUUCUCGGACGGGGACGCGGAGAGCGGCGGCGAUGAGGCGUUUUUGGAUUUCAAUGAUCCCUUCAGUACUGAAGUUAAGCCACGAAUCCUGCUCAUGGGUUUGAGAAGAAGUGGGAAGUCUUCCAUUCAGAAAGUUGUCUUUCACAAAAUGUCACCAAAUGAGACCCUCUUCUUGGAAAGCACAAACAAAAUCUGCAGAGAGGAUGUAUCCAACAGCUCCUUUGUCAACUUUCAGAUAUGGGAUUUUCCUGGGCAGAUUGACUUCUUUGACCCCACAUUUGACUAUGAGAUGAUUUUCAGAGGCACUGGAGCACUAAUAUUUGUUAUUGACUCUCAGGAUGAUUAUAUGGAAGCAUUAGCUCGGCUGCAUCUUACUGUGACCAGAGCAUAUAAAGUGAAUCCAGACAUCAACUUUGAAAUCUUUAUCCAUAAAGUGGAUGGCUUAUCUGAUGAUCACAAGAUUGAAACACAAAGAGAUAUUCACCAGAGGGCAAAUGAUGACCUUGCAGAUGCUGGAUUGGAGAAAAUUCAUCUCAGCUUUUAUCUGACAAGCAUAUAUGAUCAUUCUAUAUUUGAAGCAUUUAGCAAAGUGGUACAGAAACUGAUUCCACAGCUCCCAACACUGGAAAAUCUGCUUAACAUCUUUAUUUCAAAUUCUGGGAUUGAGAAAGCAUUUUUAUUUGAUGUAGUAAGUAAGAUCUAUAUUGCAACGGACAGCACUCCAGUGGAUAUGCAAACUUACGAGCUCUGCUGUGAUAUGAUAGAUGUUGUGAUUGACAUUUCUUGUAUAUAUGGGCUUAAAGAUGAUGGCACUGGAACUCCGUAUGACAAAGAAUCAAUGGCAAUCAUAAAACUGAACAAUACAACUGUCCUUUAUUUAAAAGAAGUAACAAAAUUCCUUGCUCUUGUUUGCUUUGUGAGAGAAGAAAGCUUUGAGAGAAAAGGAUUAAUAGACUACAAUUUCCAUUGUUUUCGAAAAGCCAUACAAGAAGUAUUUGAAGUAAGAAUGAAAGUAGUAAGAUCUCGAAAACAUCAAAGUCAUGUGCAAAAAAAUAAGAGACCCACUCCUAAUGGGACACCAAGAAUGCCACUGUAACUGAGGUUUUCUGGCACUGUGGCGAGCUAAGAUUUCAUGAAGUUGAUGUGACUUCUGCAUCUCAUUGCACUGAGUGAAGAGGAAAACCAAUGGGACUGAUGUAUUACAUGAAUUUUCCCUGAACGUUCAGAAAGCACUGUUUAAAUAUUUUUAUCCAAUCAGUUUUUUUAAUAUAGUGAGCACUUUGAGCAAAAUGUUGUAUAUAUAAGCAUUGAGGUGAACACUUGUAAGAAGUUUCUUAAUAUAUGCUGUAAACCUUUUUCAUGCCAUAUUAAGAAAAAACAGCUGUGACAGAAAUACUGGGUACAUAAUUUGCACUUUUUCAUGUUUUCCUUGUGGAGUUGGACUUUGAUAAACUUAGUUUUUAUGGUGAUUUUGAUGCAUGGCGUCAGGUAAAAUGUAUGCUGUAUUUUAUUUACCUGCUACAAUCAAAUUGGCUAGUAAACAAUUAAGAAAACUUGGUACGAUGCCUUUUAAAAUUUGUUACAGCUAAUACCUAACAUUCAUACCGAUCUAAUUUCAUAUAUUUUUCAAUUUGUAACCUGAAAAGUAAUUUUGAAGUAUUACAGCAAUAAGUACCUUACCAGCAAUCAUAACUGGUAGGUAAACAUUCAUAACUGGUAGGUAAAUAUUAGCUUUUAUAAAACAGGCUUUUGGCCAAAUUUCAUCUGGAGUUCUUCAUAACACUGGUAAUGCCCUCUGGGUCUACUUUUAUCAUUUACCUCAGCGUAUACCACUAAAAUACCUUUCUAUAAAGACAGUUGUUUUGUAAAAUGGCUCUAUGUUGCACUGGUAUUUUUACAAGGUUUUGGAGGAGGGUGGUUUGUCCAAAAGAUUGAAUUUAUGCUGCUAAAUUUGUUUUGAUGGCCUGCACAGUUGUGGUUGUUGCGGUGAAGAAUCUGUGCAUUUCAACCCUGCCAUUCAGAUGUACUGAUGGAAGUCCUAAAGAUGCAAGCACAUCAGAAGUUUUCUGAUUCCUUCUACUUGUGGGUACAUCUGCAAUUGAAAUGAGUACUGGAGAAAUCAACCUGUUACAGCAAUCAGACUAUCUUGCUACUUUUAAUAUAUAGGAAUGAGCAGAUUUGUCAAAGGAUCCACCAGGACAUCCGAGUACUAUCAGACUUUAAAAAUAAGUAAAACUUUCUGAAUUCUGUAUUUACUGGUUUUGUUUAGUUAAUGAUACAAAAGUGUCAUUCCUAGCUGGAAGAACAACUGCUUUUUUCUUUCUCCCCAAUCCCACUGCAAACCAGUUGCGUGCACAUUCCGAAGGUGUUGUCAGCAGCUGCUGGGAGUGGGAAGAGCUUGAUUUGGAAAGCAGUUUGCAGUAUACCAGAACUGGGCAAGGGGAGCUGCACUUCACUCAGUCAUAAAUUUGUCUAUCCCUGCCUGAGAUAGCUCUGGGAUAGAUGGGAGGGGAGAUGGAAUUUGAAAGUUUUCUUUUGGUUAAGGCAAGGAAUAGUACUGAGUGUCUAUUACUGAGUUACGAGCUCCCAGUGUUUUCUGGCUUUUGUUUCACAGGUUAAACUCCUUAUUUUUCAACAAGUCUAAAUUCAGUGGUGGUUUGAAUGUAAAUGCAAAGUUUCUGUAUGCUGUACACAUCUUGAGGUUCUAUUGCACUGAAUACAUAAGCUGGGAGAGCCACUUGGCAUUGAAUGCAAAGGUUCUCCUCACAAGCAUCUGCCAAAAGAGAAAUCAGUACUUUCCAAGUCCCUUACUGCUGCUUAACACGCAUGACUUAUUUAUCUUUCUGGAACAAAUUGGCCAUUUUGGCAUGAAUGUACUGAAUACAUGGGGAGUUCUUAGAAAUAGGUGUAGGCUACUGGAUGGAUCUAGGCUCCAAGUCUCACUAGAUCAGGAAUGUAAUUCUAGGAAGGUGAAAAAUGUUGAGAAUAAGUGUUGAUCCUGGCAGCAGGGUGAAGGAUAAUCACGGUAGCUGUAACGAAAGCAGAGUGCUUCAGAAAGUGAAAGAGUUCAGUUUUGGUUCAGUUACCACCUGUUGUGUUAAGUGAGGGUGGCUUGGUCUGAGGCAAAGCUCUCUUCAGAGUUCACCACAGAAACGGUGGGUAAGAGCUACCCUUCCAUAGCCUUCCAAACUGGACUUUUAUUGAAGGGCAGCCAUAAUUUUUGACCAUUUAGUUGAGAUCCACCAUUGUGACUCAGCCUCAGUCUUUUUUCGCUUCAUUCUUGUCAGGUAUAUGUGAUUUUGUGAGAUGAACAACACAUGCCAGCAUGUAUUCAUUGUUAGACAACGCAUUAAGAAAAGCAUCUGAUCACACUGGCUGUGGUAUGAAUACUAACUACUAAAGAAUGUUGUUCCUUUAUAUUUGGCCUAAGAUCUGUGUAGUCAUGCGUACCCUUUUUCUUAGAGAGACUAUCAAGUUAAUUAAGCUAUUCAUUUACCAUGAAGUUCCCUCCUGAAUUUGACAUCAACUGUAAUGCAUAAUGUAGUGAAGGUGACUUUGGCUAAUAAAAAUAAUCAAAUUGGAUAUUA